Messenger RNA from Nicotiana tabacum (common tobacco), 1115 nucleotides. The record is from RefSeq and is a predicted model, not a curated record. NCBI's taxonomy places the organism in Eukaryota, Viridiplantae, Streptophyta, Magnoliopsida, Solanales, Solanaceae.
AUGAAGAGAAAGUAGUGUGUUGGAGCAGGCUAUGAAUGGAGAAGAAGAAGAAUUUGAAGCAGCUCUAAGAAAGCUAAGAGGGAAACAUGCUGACAUUUCAUAUGAAAGGUCCACUAUACAAGAGUAUUUGACCAUUCUUCAAACGCUCCCCAAAGUCACCUUUGUAAACUUGUUCGACAGAUCCAAUUAUCGAGCUGUGAUUAUAUCUGUUGGGUUGAUGGCGUUCCAGCAGUUUGUGGGAAUUAACGGAAUUGUUUUCUAUUCUACUGAAAUUUUCAAAUCAGCAGGUUUUAAUCCUAGUCUGGGAACGAUACUUUUUGGCAUUUUACAGGUGGGAGUCACUGCAGGGGGUGCACUUUUGAUAGAUAGAACUGGUAGAAGACCCCUUCUAAUGAUGUCUGCGUCUGGCUUGCUGUUGGGGAAUCUACUAAUUGCAUUUUCAUUCUUUUUCAAGGCUCAUUCUGUGGCACUAACUCUGGUCCCCAACCUUGCUAUUCUUGGCGUUUUGGUCUACAUAGCCUUCUUUUCAAUAGGAAUGGGGGCAGGUCCUUGGCUCAUUAUGAGUGAGGUAUUUCCAUUACAUGUAAAGGGAUUAGGCGGAGGUUUAGUGACAUUGAUGAAUUGGUUUGGUUCUUGGGUUAUUUCUUACACCUUCAACUUUCUCAUGUUGUGGAGUUCACAUGGAACGUUUUUCCUAUAUGCAUUUGUUUGCCUACUUGCUACGAUCUUUAUCUACAAAAUGAUCCCUGAAACAAAAGGCAGAAGGCUCGAAGAAAUUCACGCUUCACUCAAUUCAUGAGCUGAAAGUAAUCAAGGAGGAAAAAGGAAUUUGAUUUGUAUUAAAAAUGCGACGCUUACAUUUGGCCUCGUAAUAUUUGGUCGAGUGAUAAUUUUUGAAGAAAUUGGAAGGAAUUGAAAGGAUGUUGCACGUCAACUAAGUCGUGUAUACUAGCAUUAAAGAAUCAAUACCACAAAAAAGGGAAAAAGAAUAGAAGAAUUAAAGAUAUCUUCUUCGAUUCACUAAAAUUAAUUAGAAUAAAUCAAAGUAAAGUUGUAAUACCCUUGUCAAUUAUAAAAUUGAUAGUGCUAAUUAAUUAUGAAAGAGGUGUUUUACA